AUGCGGCGCUUCAUUUACUGUAAGGUGGUCCUCACCACCUCGCUGGUCUGGGUGCUGGUAGAUGUUUUUCUGCUGCUCUACUUCAGUGAGUGCAACAAAUGUGAUAACCGAAAGGACCACUCUCUCCUGCCCGCCCUCAGAGGUGAUAAGACUAAGGUUUAUUUUUAUCUUUGCCCAGCGGUCAUGUCCCGUGCUCAUGAAGGACCCGGAGAGAUGGGUAAGGCUGUGAUCAUCCUGAAAGAAGACCAGGAGAAGAUGAAGGAACUAUUUAAAGUCAAUCAGUUCAAUCUAAUGGCCAGUGACAUGAUAGCACUCAACAGGAGCCUACCGGAUGUCCGAUUGGACGGGUGUAAAACCAAAGUUUACUCUGAUGAUCUUCCCAACACCAGCAUUGUGAUAGUUUUCCACAAUGAGGCCUGGAGCACUCUAUUACGUACUGUCCAUAGCGUGAUCAACCGCUCUCCCAAGCACCUACUGCUGGAAAUUCUACUGGUGGAUGAUGCCAGCGAAAGGGAUUUCCUAAGGACAAAGCUGGAAGACUAUGUAAAGACGCUGGAGGUACCAGUGCGGAUUUUACGAAUGGAGCAACGCUCCGGUCUGAUACGGGCGAGGCUCAGAGGAGCAGCCGCUACAAGAGGUCAGGUUAUCACCUUCCUGGAUGCUCACUGUGAGUGCACUGUCGGCUGGCUGGAACCGCUGCUUGCUUGUAUUAAAGAAGACAGAAAAGCUGUGGUCUGUCCCAUCAUCGACGUGAUCAGUGAUGAGACCUUUGAGUACAUGGCCGGCUCAGAUAUGACCUAUGGAGGAUUCAACUGGAAACUGAAUUUCAGAUGGUACCCAGUUCCUCAGAGAGAGAUGGACCGCCGCAAAGGAGAUCGCACCUUACCUGUCAGAACUCCUACCAUGGCUGGUGGCCUCUUCUCUAUUGACCGAACCUAUUUCGAAGAGAUUGGCACCUAUGAUCCUGGAAUGGACAUAUGGGGAGGAGAGAACUUGGAAAUCUCCUUUAGGAUCUGGCAGUGCGGUGGAUCUCUAGAGAUUGUCACGUGUUCCCAUGUCGGCCAUGUGUUUCGCAAGGCAACACCUUACAGUUUUCCUGGUGGAACUGGCCAAGUAAUUAACAAGAACAACAGGCGGCUGGCGGAGGUCUGGAUGGAUGAAUUCAAAGACUUCUUUUACAUCAUAUCACCAGGAGUGAUGCGAGUGGACUAUGGAGAUGUAUCAGCCCGUAAGGCUCUGCGAGAAGCUCUGCAGUGCAAACCAUUUUCCUGGUAUCUAGAGAACAUCUACCCUGACUCACAGAUACCACGCAGAUACUACUCACUCGGAGAGAUUAGAAAUGUAGAGACCAACCAGUGUGUGGACAACAUGGGCAGGAAAGAGAAUGAGAAAGUCGGCUUCUUCAACUGCCAUGGAAUGGGUGGCAACCAGGUAUUUUCAUAUACAGCAGAUAAAGAGAUCCGGACUGAUGACCUGUGUCUGGAUGUGUCCCGUCUGAAUGGACCUGUUGUGAUGCUUAAGUGUCACCACAUGAAAGGAAAUCAGAUGUUUGAGUAUGAUGCUGAGCGCCUGACCCUGCUACACGUGAACAGUAAUCAGUGUUUGGACAUGCCAUCAGAGGAGGACAAAAUGGUACCCACUCUGAGAGACUGCAACGGGAGCCAUUCACAGCAGUGGAUCCUCAGAAACAUGACUUUAAGUAUCUGAAAUGAACCUUCUGUGGGCCAUGAUAAAGGUACUGGAUUUCAAAUGGUU
Messenger RNA from Trichomycterus rosablanca, 1755 nucleotides. It is a transcript of the gene galnt13, whose product is annotated as UDP-N-acetyl-alpha-D-galactosamine:polypeptide N-acetylgalactosaminyltransferase 13. Gene Ontology annotation, cellular component: Golgi apparatus. Gene Ontology annotation, biological process: protein O-linked glycosylation. The record is from RefSeq and is a predicted model, not a curated record. The transcript has 11 exons. NCBI's taxonomy places the organism in Eukaryota, Metazoa, Chordata, Actinopteri, Siluriformes, Trichomycteridae. Bases 1 to 1707 code for a protein of 568 amino acids. Gene Ontology annotation, molecular function: polypeptide N-acetylgalactosaminyltransferase activity.